Messenger RNA from Gordionus sp. m RMFG-2023, 5240 nucleotides. Its product is annotated as A disintegrin and metalloproteinase with thrombospondin motifs 9-like. Gene Ontology annotation, biological process: proteolysis; extracellular matrix organization. The record is from RefSeq and is a predicted model, not a curated record. Gene Ontology annotation, molecular function: metalloendopeptidase activity. Gene Ontology annotation, cellular component: extracellular matrix. Lineage: Eukaryota; Metazoa; Nematomorpha; Gordioida; Chordodea; Parachordodidae. The transcript is spliced from 26 exons.
UCUUCAUUCUGCUCAAUAUAGCUCGUUUUUCUGAGUCGAAAUUAUCAUCUAUCAAGUAUUCGAAAUCAUAUGACAAUUUGCUUCAAUUGAAUUUCAGUGAAGAAAUAAGUUUUCUACCAAUUGAUGAACAUAACGGUAUAUUUUCCACCCCCUCUCAAAAAAACGCCAAUAUAAACGACGAAAGCGAAUAUAAUAUGAAAAGGCAGGAGGAAACGGAAGCCAGUAUUAUCGCCCGAUUCACGCUUUUCUUACAAACUUUCGAAAUCAAACUCGUUUCGUCUCUCAAAUUACCGACACAAUAUUUGCCGAAAGGUGAGAACAUAAAAAAAAAUUUGGAUUCAUCGCGAAAAAUACUAGUUCAAUAUUUUUCUUCCCGUGCCAACAAUAAUUCGUCUCCAGUUAUGGAGGAACAAAUAACCUUAACACGAGACGCCUGCAUUUACGAAGGAUACGUUGACCAAGAAACUUUCGGGGUUAUUCUUUUCGAUUCCACACACUCCAAGGAGGAAAAGCGGUUCGCCAAAAGUGCCGUGUUUAAUUUAUGUGGGGAUGGACUGAUGGGCAUGUUUCAGAUAGAUGGUAAGCAAUUUUUUAUUGAACCCGUGACCGCGAAUUCUAUGAGGAAAUUUAAACCGAGAGAUACAAAAAUAUCGACAUUUAACACUUCCUUAGCCUCUUUAUUAGAUAAAAAUAAUAACCAUACGCACCAAAUAGACGAUUCGAUGUAUUCAAACUAUACUCACGUGAAUGUAUAUUUUCUUGAAACAAAGAGCAAAAGUAUAAAUUCAUCCUUCGACUCUAGUCACAACUCACAACCUCAUAUUGUCUAUAGCUUAUCAUCUAUAAAAACGCCUCCAUUCGAUAAAUAUAACUUUUUGCAAGAUUCUACCAAUUUUUUCCCGGCUCCGAAUAACGCUACUCAAUCGCGUCCAUUUAGGGAAGAUAAUAAAGAAAGGAUUAAUGGGCGCCCUAUAAAAAAACGUUCAGUAUCUCGCGAACAUUUCGUAGAAAUUAUGAUAGUAGCUGAUUAUGAUGUUGCAAAAUCUCAUGGACCGGAUCUUCAGAGAUACAUAUUAACAAUCAUAUCUAUCGUUGAAAUGAUAUAUAAAAAUCCAUCUAUCGGCAAUGCAAUCAAUAUUGUGUUAGUAAAAAUAGCCAUAUUUCAAGAUUCCGAGUAUGCCCCUAAAAUUACUGGAAACGGUGAAACCACACUUGGAAAUUUUUGUGACUGGCAAUACGAACACAAUACUAAAUCUCAAUUUGAACUCUUUCAUCAUGAUACAGCUAUAUUAUUGACAAGGCAGGAUAUAUGUAGCAAUGAAAUUAAUUGCCAAACUUUGGCUAUGACUAGGGGAUCGAUAUGCGAUCCCACAACUAGUUGUGCUAUCGCGGAAGAUAAUGGCUUAAGUGUAGCUUUAACGAUAGCUCAUGAAAUUGGACACAAUUUAGGUUUACCACAUGAUGGUGAUCCGCCUUGCAAAGAAUUCGAAUCAUAUGACGCUGACGCUAAUACCUACCAUAUUAUGUCCAAGGUGUUAUAUCCUAACAACAGAAUAUUGUCUUGGUCAAAAUGUAGUCAGCAUUAUAUUUCCUCAUUUUUAGACAAAGGUUUUGGCCAAUGUCUAUUAAACAAGCCAGAAAAUAUGGAAUACAUGAGUCAAAUGAAAGCCUUAAGGCCACCUGGCGAGGAAUACUCUCUUCAUCAACAAUGCCAGUUAAUAUACGGCUCUUUUUCCCAUUUUUGCCCUAAUAUUAAUAAGCCACCUUGUCAAUAUCUUUACUGCCUCAAUAAAAAACGUAAUUGCGAUUAUAUGUACACUCAAUGGGCUGAUGGGACCAGUUGUGGUUAUAAUAAAUGGUGCCAAAAUGGAAAUUGCAUAGAUAAAAUUCACCGUUCUAAUAUACCAAUAGAUGGCGGCUGGGGCGAAUGGUCCGAAUUUACGCCUUGUUCUCGAAGCUGUGGAGGAGGUGUUAUGACGUCAAGUAGAACUUGCACUGAUCCUAUACCCGCGAAUAACGGCAGAUAUUGUUUAGGUCGUAGGAGCAGAGCCAAAUCUUGCAAUACUCAAGAAUGCUUGCAUAAGAAUGACUUUAGAAAUGAACAAUGCGCUAAAUUUAAUGGCAAUAAUAUGGGAAUUUUAGGAAUACCAUCGGAUGUUAAGUGGAUAGCUUCUUAUGAAAGUAAUUAUAUUCAUUCAAAAACAUUUUAAAAUAUUUAUUUUAAUAUAGUGCAAUUUCAGGAAAAAUGUAAGCUAUAUUGUCGGGCUGAAAAAUCAUCAGGACAUAAACUAGCCAACAAGGUAAUUGAUGGAACUCCUUGCGAUUUGGAAUCUACUCAAAUAUGUAUUCAAGGAAUUUGCAGAUCAGUAGGUUGCGACCAAGUUCUAGGAUCGCGAGCUGAAUUCGACAAAUGCGGUGUUUGCGGGGGAGAUAAUUCGACGUGCCAUACUGUUGUCGGAUCUUACAAUCUGAUUAAGUACGGCUAUAAUAACGUUGGAAGAAUACCGGUUGGCGCCAUGAAUAUUGAUAUUAGACAAUACGGGAUGCAUGGCAUAGAAGCUGAUGAUAACUAUUUAGCGUUAAGGAGUGACAAGGGUGAAUAUCUAAUUAAUGGUGGAAAUAGCAUAACUAUGACAAGAUUAGAUAUCAAAUACGGUCCAUCUCUCUUGCAAUACACUGGUUCAAAUACUGCCGUAGAACGUAUUAACAGCACUGGAAUGAUAAAAUCGGAUCUUAUCAUUCAAGUCUUAACAGUUGGACACUUGUAUCCACCUGACAUCAGAUAUUCUUACGAUAUUUCAACUAAUUUCAGAGAAAAAGUUCAAGUUUUUACCUGGAAUAUAUAUGGGCCUUGGAAUAAAUGUAGUUGUAAAGGAAAACGAUCUAGAAAAGUUUUAUGUAUUAAUACUCAAACUUUUGAUGUUGAACCAAGCGCCAAAUGUGAUCAUCUUUCUAAACCUUUGCAAAUUGAAGAAAAAUGUGAUAUUGAAUGUAAUUUUAGUUGGAAAGUAUUAGACAGAACUCCAUGCUCUGUAACUUGUGGUCAUGGAUUUCAAAAAAACAUUGUGGUAUGCUUAAAGAUUGAUGAAAAUGGGACUGGAAACGAAUCUAUCUAUAAUGUAUCAUCUAUCGUAUCCGAUUCAGAAUGUAGAUUUAACUCGCACAAACCCGCAUUUGUUCAGCCCUGUUUUCUCAAGCCUUGCUCAUGGAUAACUCAUUGGAGUUAUACUCCCUGGUCUAGUUGUUCUGCUAGUUGCGGGGGAGGAAUUAGGACUAGGCAAGCUACAUGUAUAGAUUCUUCUAAUCGCACAGUAGGUCCUCAUUAUUGUAACAGUACUCUCACUGUAUUAUCUCAAAUAUGUCGUACUUCACCUUGUCCUACUUGGCAUUUCUCACAAUUAACAACGUGUUCAAAACCUUGUGGUAAGGGAGUACAGUCAAGAAGCGUAUGGUGUCAACAAGACGAUCAAAGAAUUGAUUCCUUAUUUUGCCCGCAGGAUUCAAAACCGAAUGAAAAUGAGAUUUGUGAGAGCAGUAAAAUUUGUAUGUGGAAUAGUGAUCCUUGGACUGAAUGCAUUCCUGUGGCUAAGUGCGGUAAUGGUUACAAAACUAGAUCAGUUCAUUGUCUUUUAGUCGACUCGAAGAUUUCCUUAGUAUCGCUUUCCUCCACACCGGUUAAUGAUAAUUAUUGCUUGGAGCAAUUCGCCCAGAAACCUGCGACAUCUCAAAACUGUUAUUCAGAGUGUAUAUCAUCUAUUUAUCACGACGAUAUUUCUAACGAUAUUCAACAAAGUGGUACUAGUUCCUUGAUUCCGAAAACCCCAACUUUUUAUCAUCAAGAAACCAAAUAUGAUAACAGAAGAAAAGACGGAAUUUCGUACUUACCCUUACCUUUUGAUAAGAACAAUCAAAUUUCCCCCAACGAGAAUAAUAUUAUAUGGAAAAUAGGCUCUUGGACUAUGUGUUCACAGAGUUGUGGCUUGGGUCUUAGAGAACGAGUCAUAACAUGCAUUUAUAAAAAUGGCACAAAAAUAUAUGACGAAAAAGUAUGUGAACUAUAUACCCCUAAACCCGCCAUCGUAGAACAGUGUAAAGUUGCAUUCUGCGGGUUAUGGAGAGUCGGGAGCUGGCAAAAAUGUUCAAAUUCUUGUGGCAAAGGCACUAAAAAUAGGUACGUAGCCUGCGUUCUUUUCGACACCGGACAUAUUAAAGACGAAAUUGAAUGUGAUCCCGCUACCAAACCCAUUGUCACUAGCGAAUGCUCUAUAAGACCUUGUAUAAAUGAACAGAUUGAUAAUAAUAAAUCUGAUCAAAACAUUGAUGUAUCUAACCGAUUACAAAUAGUUAAACAAAUCAAACCUUCGCCAUCACCAGGCAUAGAAAAGGAUAAUAAGGAUCUCCCCUAUCCCAGAAAUUCUCAUCAGAAUCACCAGUUUUAUAAUGUCAAACAUUUUUCCUCUAAUAAAACUCACCCUAGCGACUUAAAUACUCUCCCUGGUUUAAAGUUGAUUUAUAAACCUAUCACUAAUAGCAUUUGGAGGAUGGGCACAUGGAGUCAGUGUUCUGUGAAAUGCGGAAAUGGCUGGAAAAGGAGAUUAGUUUUAUGCCAAAAUUCUCAAGGAGCUGCAGCGAGCGACUGCGACGAACAAUUAAAACCUAUCAAUUUCGAUAAAUGCUUUGAAAAGCCUUGCUAUAUAUGGAAAACGUCCGAUUGGAGCCGGUGUAACAAAUUACCCUGCCAGGGAAUUAAGACUCGCACCAUAACUUGUACAAGAGAUAUUGACAAUAUUGGGGUACACGAAUCCUUCUGCGCCGAAAGUACUAAACCAGUCAGUUCUGAAGAAUGUUUAUCUGCCGAUUGCCAACAAAUGGCCGCUCUAACACUGCCUAUCAAUUCCAAACUUGAUUAUAUGAUAGAUAUUAAUAAUAAUUUACAAAAACGCAAUCGGCCAAUUAAAUACGAAACACCGAGCAAGCCUCAAUUAUAUAUUGGCCCUUGGAGCUCGUGCUCAAAAAUUUGUGGCAAAGGUAUUCAAUCAAGAGUUGUGGAAUGCCGAAAUAGUGUUGAUGGAGAAAUGCUAAUUUUAUUCUUGUGUCUAGUAAAUUCAACUAAUCCAUCAAAGUAUUUUAAUAACAAAAAUCCUAUUUCGAAUAAUGAGUUCAUCGCAACCACGAGAUUUUGUAGAUCAUCGAAAUGUCUUAGAUGGAAAGUUUUACCGUGGAGUAAAGUAAACAUUUAA